Sebastes umbrosus (honeycomb rockfish) is the source of this 7726-nucleotide messenger RNA. It is a transcript of the gene xpr1a, whose product is annotated as xenotropic and polytropic retrovirus receptor 1a. The transcript has 16 exons. The coding region runs from base 622 to 2709 and encodes 695 amino acids. Gene Ontology annotation, molecular function: inositol hexakisphosphate binding. NCBI's taxonomy places the organism in Eukaryota, Metazoa, Chordata, Actinopteri, Perciformes, Sebastidae. Gene Ontology annotation, cellular component: Golgi apparatus; plasma membrane; cytoplasm. The record is from RefSeq and is a predicted model, not a curated record. Gene Ontology annotation, biological process: cellular response to phosphate starvation; phosphate ion transport.
CUGUCUGCGCUCCUCAGGUAAGCAAAGGACAACUAUUUAGAAACAACGAAACAAACGAAAAACAAAUCUGUGAAAUAGUCUGAUAAUUUUGACACAAUAACAACACGCUUUUCAGACUCAGAGUAAUGUGUGUGUGUAGAAGGUGAGGGUUUCCCUGAGCUCACUGCCAACUAACUACUGGAGGUCCCAACAACACCAGGUCCCGGUGCCACACUGCGCGCUCUGCUGACGCAACCACGUCGCUGUGUCUCAAUGCGAUGGCGGAUAGUAAUGUCCUCAGACCUGCCCACGGAGGGACGGAGCAAAGUCACUGAGCCAGUCUUACCGGCUCUCCGUUAAAACUUGACCACCUGUUAAAUAAAGAGAGAGACCGCUGCCAUUGCCGUCCCUCCCGUGUAAUAAAUAGUAUGUUGGACUGGAUCUGCUCGGAGUGCGCUGACCGGGACGAGCCAGAAGUGGAUUGAAGAGAAGAGGAGCGGAGAGAGUGAGCCGGUGGUUUGACGCACCGCAUGUUGAGCCAGCAAGUUAACAUAAAUAACAAAAGUCGCGUCGACUGGGAAAGGAGGACAGCCGCUCUUUUGGAUUUAACGGAGGUUUGAGGUGGACAGUUGUUCCGGCAAAAUGAAAUUCGCGGAGCAUCUUUCGUCCCACAUCACUCCAGAGUGGAGGAAGCAGUAUCUUCAGUAUGAGGCGUUCAAGGAUAUGCUGUAUGCUGCCCAGGACCAAGCCCCGUCCAUAGAAGUCACAGAUGAAGACACAGUGAAGAGAUACUACGCCAAGUUUGAGGAGAGGUUUUUCCAGACCUGCGAGAAGGAGCUCCUGAAAAUCAACACAUUCUAUUCAGAAAAGCUUGCUGAAGCCCAGAGACGUUCUGCCACGCUGCAAAAUGAGCUGCAGUCUUCAUUGGACGCUCAGCGCGAGAGCAAUGCUCCGCCUGGCCUGCGGAGGCGCAAGACGAUGUUCCACCUGUCGCAGGAGGAGCGCUGCAAACACCACAACAUCAAGGACCUGAAGCUAGCCUUCAGCGAGUUCUACCUCAGCCUCAUCCUGCUUCAGAACUACCAGAACCUGAACUUCACUGGUUUCCGUAAAAUCCUGAAGAAGCAUGACAAGAUCCUGGAUACUCCUCGCGGGGCCGACUGGCGUGUGGCUCACGUGGAGGUGGCCCCUUUCUACACCUGCAAAAAGAUCACACAGCUCAUCUCCGAGACAGAGACCAUCGUCACCACAGAGCUGGAGGGAGGAGAUCGUCAGAAGGCCAUGAAGAGGUUGAGAGUUCCUCCACUGGGGGCAGCUCAGCCUGCUUUGGCCUGGACAACCUUUCGUGUGGGACUCUACUGCGGCUUCUUUAUCAUUCUUGCCAUCGCCUUUGUUCUCACUGGUGCUGUGUUCAUCCGCUUGGAGAACGUGUGGCCACUGGUGCGGAUCUAUCGGGGUGGUUUCCUGCUGAUCCAGUUCCUCUUCCUGUUGGGUAUCAACACUUACGGAUGGAGACAGGCCGGAGUCAACCACGUCCUCAUCUUCGAGAUAAACCCCCGAAACAACCUCUCACACCAACACCUGUUUGAGAUUGCUGGUUUCCUGGGUGUUUUGUGGUGUCUCAGCAUCCUCUCCUGUCUCUACUCAGAGUACACCUACAUCCCCAUGCAGAUCAACCCGCUCAUCCUUUAUGGCUUCAUGGUGCUCUUCCUCCUCAACCCCUUCAAGACCUGCUACUACAAAUCACGAUUCUGGCUCCUCAAGCUGCUGUUUCGCGUGUUCACAGCACCGUUUCACCGGGUGGAGUUUGCAGACUUCUGGCUGGCUGAUCAGCUCAACUCUCUGGUGGUUGUUCUGAUGGACCUGGAGUAUCUCAUCUGCUACUACAUCUUUGAGCUGCAGUGGAGCAACAGCAAGGGCCUGCUGCCAAAGUUUAAAGACACUGAUAACCACGUGUGCCACAGCUACUCGUACGGUCUGCGAGCCAUCAUCCAGUGUCUGCCCGCCUGGUUCCGCUUCAUCCAAUGCCUGAGGCGUUACCGUGACACCAAAAGGGCCUUCCCUCACCUGGUGAAUGCUGGGAAAUAUUCUACCACCUUCUUUGUCGUCACCUUUGCCGCGCUCUACGCCACACACAGAGAGCAAGGACACACGGACGCCGACAUGUUCUUCUACAUGCUGAUCGUGUGCUCCACCAUCAGCUCCCUGUACACACUGAUCUGGGAUCUGUACAUGGACUGGGGUCUGUUUGACCGCGGAGCCGGAGAAAACACCUUCCUCAGAGAAGAAAUUGUUUACCCACACAAGGCCUACUACUACUGUGCCAUUAUAGAAGAUGUGAUCCUGCGUUUUGCCUGGACGAUCCAGAUCUCUCUGACCGCAACAACCAAGAUCCACUCUGUGGGCGACAUCGUAGCCACCGUGCUGGCUCCCCUCGAGGUCUUCAGGCGUUUUGUCUGGAACUUCUUCCGUCUGGAGAACGAGCACCUGAAUAACUGUGGUGAGUUUCGUGCUGUGAGGGAUAUCUCCGUGGCGCCACUCAACGCUGAUGACCAGACGCUGCUGGAGCAGAUGAUGGACCAGGACGAUGGUGUCCGGAACCGUUCAGGCAAGAAGACCUGGAAGAGAUCCUACAGCCUGUCGCUCCGACGCCCCCUACUGUCCUCCUCAUUAUCGAAAAAGGACACAAAGGUGCUAAUCGAAGACACGGAUGACGAGGCCUUCAGCUGAGUCCAAAACGUCAGCAAGUACUCACACACAAACACAGACAUACUAUACUUAUAAGGACCUCAUUCACUAUAACGCCUAACCUCAACCCUUCUCCCUCAUAGUGAUAAGAGUAGUGACCCUUACCUACACCUCUAAAUCUAAACCUGUAAGCAGCAAGGACCUCACUUUGGACAAUUUACCUCAUCUCUCCAUCCCUGUGAGUGUAUUUGGUCUUUAUAAGUAUAGAAAAACACACACGAUACACACUUUAAUGUAGAAACACACACUGAGAUAAACCUGCUGAAGCACAAACAUAGUGUAAUAGCUACAAUUGAGGAGAGAGCUGAUGCCACACAGGCAGACCGACAGGUGGACAGACGUCAAGGGAAAUCUUCUGCACACAGGUGGAAACACAGACCGCACUGCCCUGGGAUUCUUCUCUUCUUCUUUUUUUUUUAAAGGACUUUUUUAGUAUGUGUUGUUUACUUUAAGAUAUUUGUGUUUCUCUAGAUUACUCUUUACUUUUUCUGGAUUUAUUGUGGAGACGCUGCAUAGAUGACUGUUUACAAUCCUUUUUAACUACACUAGGAUCAACAGGGAGAAAACAAGCCAAUCAAAAGACUUAAUAUUAAUCAAUAGAAACCUGAGGAAGGACUCAACACACAAUACAGCAUAUCAAAACAAAUCAACUGGUUUCAACUUGUUGAUUCUUUUUAUACUCCAUCUUCUUUUACUCUUUUUUGUUGAGUUUUUAUUAACGUCCGUGUAAAAACACAACCUGGAGGCACUUGCAGGAAAAGUGCAUUUAAUACACAAAACAUGGAGAAAAAAAAACAAAAAACUACUUGUACGCCAAAAGGGAUGUUUUGAUUCAAACAUUUCUCGUUUGUGAAGUUGCUUUGUAAUAUAUUUAAUAUAUUUUGAUGUGCAUUAUUACUCUGUUGUACUUGUUUAGUACUUCUACAUGUGUUGUUUAUACUAGUGAGACUACUUUGAGCAUCCACACGUUGAUUGACGUUGAUGUAUUUUAUAAAUUUUGGAAUGUUUUUCUUGGUUAGACUUGUGCCAUGUUUUUAAUAAGCUCAUAGUUAGACCUCGAUUUAUCCCCGACCUCAAAUUAGUGCAAAAACCGACCUGUGAAUCAUCGUGUAUGUCAUCUUAAAGUGCCCUAUUAGAUACAGUAUAUGUAUGUACAUUGCUAUUCUUUGCAUUAACUACCAAAGCUUUAUUUUUAUGAAUGUGUCCAUCCAGCCUGCACAAAGAUUGCUGUGUUCUUUUACAAAAGUACACAUUUUGUUUUAGGGGGUAGGUUUUGUCUUGUUGGAAAUCCCAGUAAUAUGAGUAGAAGUAUGUCAGCAGUGAUGUGAUAUACCACUUCAAAUGUUCAGUUGAAUUGUUAGUGAGUCAAAGUGUAUAUGCCAGAGGUUCUCAAACUGGAAGGGGGACCAGGCGGGAAAAUGUGGAGCGCUUUUUAAAAUGAAUCUUACAAUAACUAAAUAAUUGAGCUCUCAUGCUAACAAGGCUAGGCUAGCAAGAUUUAUUCAAACAGCAAAACGACAUGUAAAGUACAAGAUGGACUGAUUUUUGACCAGAAAUAAAAUCAAACACAGUCAAAAACAAAAUAUUAGGGCUGCAACUAACAGUUAUUUUCAUUGUUGAUUAAUCUGUUGAUUGUUUUCUCGAUUAAUCGAUUAGUUGUUUGGUCUAUAAAAUGUCAGAAAAUGGUGAAACAUGUCGAUCAGUGUUUCCCAAAGCCCAAGACGACGUCCUCAAAUGUCUUGUUUUGUCCACAAUUCAAAGAUAUUCAGUUUUAUAUAUUCUGUCAUACAGGAGUAACAAAACCAGAAAAUAUUCACAUUUAAGAAGCUGGAAUCAGAGAAGUUCUCCUUCUUUUUUUUUUCUUAAAAAAGCCGAUUAAUCGAUUAUCAAAAUAGUUGGCGAUCAAUUUAUUAGUUGACAACUAAUUAAUCGUUGCAGCUCUACAAAAAAUUAAAAGGUUAAUCUUGCUCCCAUGUUGAAAGCCUUUGUGUCUGCCAUGUUCAACAUAAUGUUAUUGCAAUGAAAUUCAAAUUGGCUUAUUUUGUUAAUAAUUUUCCCGAUAUGAAUGUAUUUUUUUUUUGCCUUUCAAAGUGAUGAAGAGGUUUGAGAACCACUGGUAUAUUGCGACACACUUCAUAUGGUCACCAGAAAUCUUGAUCUCUCUGACAAAAGCUCAGUUUUGCCAGAUUGGGCAGUUUUGUACCCAAUUGAGCUACUGUUUAGUUAAAGGAACAAACAGUGUGUAACAUUUAGCGGGAUCUAUGGACAGAAAUGGAACACCGGCUCUAGAUAAGGCCUUUCGUGUUUUCACGUUUUUUUGCGUUGGCCACCGUAGAUCUCCUACACGCUUGGCACACGGGCAAAGUUUCAGUUGUUUACAAUCUGCAACCUCACCACUAGAUGCCACCAGAUCCUACACACUGCUCCUUUUGUGUGUAUAAAAAUGUUUUUGGGCAGCUGUUGAUAAUUUGGGUUACUUUUUGUACCAUAUAGGUGGUUUCAUCCAACAGAAACUUGCGCUAUAACCCUAAACUAUUCAUCUUUAUUCAUAAAACCUCAUCCAACAUCUGAAAUGAAGAUAAUUUUAUGACGAUUGGGCGACGAUUGGUGGCAGUCAAAUCUGGCAACACUGAAAAAGCUCUUUCAGGGCUCUUUAACAGUAAAUACUUGUGAGCUGUGACAUGUUUCACAACUCCUGUCCAGUUCUGAAUCAGUCAGGUUUCACCACAUUCAACGAUCCAGAUAUUAUGAUUGUUUGUUUGUCUCUAAUGUUCAAUGUUGCCUCGUUCAUUUUAGCACUUUUUAAAAAAAUUAUUUCAAGUGUUGUGAUUUGUUAUAUCAAAUGUAAUCUUCUAAUCUCAGAUAAGGAACGUUAGUAACAACUAGGACAAAUGUGCUGUAAAUCUAACAUCCACUAUUUGACCCCUUCGGCGUAUUUUCAAACUCCAGUAUUAUGUUCCUGCAGUAGAGAAGGCUGCAGUUUCAGAACCACAUUUCGAGGGACCUUAGUUUUGUUUCACCCAAGUACUGCUUUCUGUCCGCUGCAACGUGGUCUCACAGAAUUAGCCUACGUGUAAAUGACCACAACCGCAUUACGUGUUAUUAUUUCCAUCAUGGAAAUAAUUGAGGUUCAGGCAACAAAACUAGGUCAUGGUUAGGGUUAAAAUAAGUAACGUUAACGUUUGUUAUGUAACUUAACCUUUGCAAACUUCUUCCCUGUUUGUACAGCAGAGAACAGAACUUAAUUAAAAUGGUAAAACAAUGAGUAUUAAACAAGCAUUUACAAUGAAGACAGUAGGCUAGGGUCCUAGACAUGUGGUCCUGUAACUGCAGCCUACUCUACAGCAGCAACAUGCUACUCAGCAGCUCACACUUAAAGAACUGUUGGUUAUCAUUUUAAAGUGCCACUUCUGCCGUUGAAGGACUCCCUGGCUUUCAGAGAAAGAAUGCUAAUCACAAUGCUGGUUUGUGUGUUUCACCUUCUCUUCCUGUUUGACCCCCUCACUCUGCUCUGCUGUUCCUCCCUGUGGCUACACUGCGUCACCACCAGCCAGUCAUGAGACGAAGCCCAGAGAGCUACGAGACAAAUGUGUUAACAGAAAGUUUCUUCUACUUCUGUUUUUUCCCGUAGCGGCUAAAGAUUGAAAAGCUUCUAUGUGCAAUGAGCUUAAUGUGAACUAGAAAGUUUAAAACAAUAUAUAUGUUAGAAUGUAGGAGAUGGGUAGCUUCCUGAUCUAUUUAAUUACACUGAACACACACCAUAACUGUAUACAGGCAUAAAGCGGGACACACACAUUCACACUGCCCACAUUGCCUCUCUCUUGUGUUGGAGAGCACAACUUCUACAGCAGAUAGUUUUGUAAAAAGGCUCUGUUGUCUUGCCUGCAUGCUGCUUUAGUUUUACAUUGUACAUAGGUCUUAAUUUAUUUGACAUGAUGUGUAUAUUAGCAAUCAUUGUAGCUACUGUGACAAUGAUUGAUUUCAUACGUUGCCAUUUUUGCUCCAAGACAAGCAGUAUUUUUUAGGUGAUGAGGAGCUCUUUUUUUCUUGAUUGGUCAAGAUCCUGCACUCCUUUUCAUAUGUAAAUCUGUUGACAAUGUGUUUGUAUAAAAUUAGAAAAGAAAAUCCAUAGAACUGGAGAAUGUGAUUGGUUGUAUCUCGUUGGUAAUUCCUUCUUAUUUCAGUGCUUAUGGAUGAGAUGUGAGGGGCAGAUUACUGUGUCCUGAAGCUGUAAUACUGUUUGUACAUUUGUGAAUGUGCAUGAAAAUAUUGUGGACGUUACAUCUGUUGUCAUAAACUGCCCUGCUGACAGAAGCACUUUGACAUACUGCAGGGCACAGGAAUCGAGAAGUCCCACACCAUGACAAGAAACUGUUAAACUGAUCCCAGAUCUGCCUGAGCUUCUCUUGAAUUAUCUCAUGAACAGAUCCAGGAUCUUUAUUUGAAGCAUUUCUUUAAGGUGCUUCUGUUUUCGUGACCACUGUCUGUUCACAGAUGUUCAGUGUGUGUAACCCAGUGACAAAAACCAAAACAGGGUUAUUUUGUACAGUUUGUGUUUGAUGAGAUGGUCCUCAGCCCUGACAUCCAAUUUUUCUCAUGGGUGAUUUUGUUUCCACUGCUUGCUGAAAACCCCUGUUAUGUUAAAGUGCUUGAUAUGUGUCCACCCCUCCCUCUCUCUUGAUGUUGUUCGUACCCUUUCUCUAAUCUAGCUGAACGUGAUAGUACCUGUAGUUUGGUAGAUGGAUGUUCUACUUUGAUAAGAUACAAAAAAAAGUUAAUAGAAUAAAUACAUUGUGGCUAAAUGUGAUUUUAAGAGACAUAAAGAAAGGAAAUUGUCUGAACCAUCCUCCCCCGAGUCCCUUUUACACUGUAGUUUGUACAUGUCGAGUGUAUAACACCGUUCUAUGAUGGUUUUCCUGAUGGUAUUUGUAUUUCUGUAUACACUUUGGUGAUCCUGUCAUAUCUGGGUUUUAUAAACCACGAUUAUUUUUAAAGCUCA